AGUAAAAGCAAUUCGGGCGAUCCUUCAACCCCGAUUGACUGUUUGGCUAGUGCUGAGCAUCCCCCGGUCACUCCUUCGGUCCCAUAGCCUCCCUUGCAAACGGCUUUAAUUCGUGCCCUAGUUCAUUAUUGGUGUUAUUACCUCGAGAUUUCUUUCUCUGGUACCUUAAAUCAGAUCUGUCUCCCUAAAUUAUUGUGAGUGAUAUCUAUCGAUCACGCUUGAUCCCUAAUUUUAUUUGGUGUAAAAUUUAAAUUUUUUUGUGUGCUGGUCAUCAUACAAAUCAGAGACGUUAUCUUCUCCAUCAGCUGUUGGUCAAUCCCCCCCUUAUACCCACUUUCAUCGUGCGUCAACCUUUAGGAAACCCCACCGCUCAUAUCCCUCCCCUCACACAUGCUCGAAUUAUGUCAGAGAACCAUACUCACAGAUCACACAAGCGACAGAAGUCGUCUACUCUGAGCAUAAAUUACUUUUUUCCCCCUGGGGUACCUCAGGGCCAAACCUCUCCAUUACAUGAACAGCAGCAGCAGCAGCAGCAACAACAACAACAACAACAACACCAACUACAACAGACACAAGUACAACGUCAACAAAUACAUCCGCAUUCAUCUCCCUCACACGCAUUUGCCGAGCCUAUCCGUCAUUCGACUGGGCAUUCUCCAAUUCAUGACACAUACGCUGCCCAAACCCCCUAUGCAUUCCCACCAGAGCCUACACAUGCUCUUGAUCCUCUGUCCGCACAUUCCUCACCAACGUUCACCAAUGCAUCGUAUCCACAACAUUUUGCGUAUCCUCAGGACCCGUCGGCUUACACAAUGCACCCGCCUGCCCCUAUCUAUAACCCCAAUGCUCCGGCAAUGACAGGUGGAUCAUUACCUGUCCCUGUGUCUGCAACAACUGGUACAGGAACCUCGUCGGGACAACACUCGCAUACUGCAUCUGCUGACUUCCAACAGCCUUCGUUUGCAUUUCCUAAACAUGCAUCUGCUCCGCUGAUACCAGUGGUAUCAGACUUUACUUAUCCUUCAUCGCCAGCAAGAAUUCUGCCCACCAAGCAACGCAUCCAGCAUUCUAAAAACAAUCUUUCAAUUUCUUCUCAUUUUAAUCUUUUCAACCUUAAGGAAGAGUAUGAUCCUAACAUUAGUAUUCUGCAAAGACUUGCACAACAACAACAACAACAACAACAACAACAGCCGUUACUCCAACAUCCGCAUCAACUUCAACAGCAAAGCCAGCCGCAACCUUCACAAGAACAACCACUCCAUCUGCACCUGCUGCACCUGCUGAUUCUGCUGCAACAACCAAUUCACCGUCAUCAACUGUCUCAUGAACUAUUACCACUGCCCAAUUUCUUUGGCUCGGGGUCUACAUUGUACCCGCCAUUGAAAUCGGACAUCGUACUGUCCUUACUUUCGCAACUCCCCAAUGUCGAUGGUAUGACUAUCAAUUCAUAUCUAUUGGAUAUAUUACAUAAGAUUCAAAAUCAAAUUCCAUUAGACGAAUUUUAUAACAUUCUUUAUAAUUCUGAAGAUGUUCUGAAUAAACUUGGUCAAGUGGAAAAAAUUGAUGAAACUGUAUACGCCUUGCCCAAUGUGGUUAACACUUCGUCUUACACCAUAUCUCUGGUGCUUGGUGUGUUUAAAAACCCUCAAUCUUUGGGUACAUUUGUCGCUAAUAUCAACCCUUCAGAGGUUAAACUUACCUCAGUGAAUUAUCAUGAACUUUUAAGAACGUUCUUGGCAGUGAAAAUUCUUUCUGAUAUUCUCAUUCAACUCCCGGAAUCUAGUGUUGAAUUGGAUCAUACCAUCCCAAGACUCUCAAUCUAUAAAACGUACUAUAUUAUCUGUCAGAAAUUAAUCUCUCUGUAUCCAUCCUCCUCGAACACUGUGAGUGAGCAACAGAAGAUUAUCCUUGGACAAUCUAAAUUGGGGAAACUUAUCAAAUUGGUGUACCCCAAUCUACGUAUUAAGCGGUUGGGUAGUCGUGGUGAAUCCAAAUAUAACUAUCUUGGGGUUGUAUGGAAUGACCAAAUAGUUCACGAAGACACCCGUCAACUUUGUGAAAAUAAUGAACUACCUGAUUUAACAAAUUAUUUCAUGCUGAAAAAGAUUAGAAUGGGUAAACAAACAAAGAGGAAGCCUUCUGGAGGGAGGGCAUCGAGAAAACGAACAGUAAGUGGUAACAAGCCCAUUGCGUCCCUCAUAGAAGGAACUUCUUCAAGCAUCAAUGCGGGAACAUUGCCAUUGGAUGACACUGGAGAUGUCACUAUUCCUUCCACGUUAUCAAGCUCCGCAACUGAUGUUACAUUCGCACCACAACUUUCAUUUAUUAAACCAUUCCUUAAGUUCCCCACCUUUGAAGACUUUCUGCUUGUGCCGGAAAGUGGUGAAAGUUGGUUUGAUAAUGUUGCAAGAGAACAAGCUGCAGUUUUAGAUAACGUAUUUUUAAUGGAUGAAGAAGAAGAAAUUACCUCGAUUAUUGAUAUGGUUCAAUCUAUAUUUAUUGAUGAGUUGGAAGCAAAUGAAAACUUAGAAUCGUCAUUAUUGACCAAUUUCUUGACGAGAAUUAUGGUCCCACACUCUGGUGGAGAAAAUAAUAUUCAUGAGAAUAUUGAUCUUCGUAUCUACCUUAUAGUAAUUGUCAAACUUCUUCCCUACUUGCUUCUAUUGACAUCUUCUGGAUCUGAUAAUCAUAGCAGUUUCUUACAGACCCUCCGAUCAAGCCUAAUCCAAUUUAUUAACAACUACACUGACAGCUUAUCGUCAUAUAACAUUCAAUUCCCACAUACGCAUGCCACCAUUUUCUGCAUUAUAUUGAAGAAACUCAUCAAUGUAAAUGAUUUACUUAUUACAUUUAUUAAAUUAAUAAUGAAAGAUGAAGGAUUUCCAAGUACUCGCUCAAGUAUGACAUUGGAUAUUCAGAAUUAUUUAAUAUCACCAUCACCAUCGCUUUCGUUUGAAAAUAAUGAAAUACGAUUUAAUUUUAAAGAAGAUAUAGUUCAAAAUGAUCUUAUUUUCAGUUUAAUGGGCUACAAUUAUAAUGCAGCCGAUAAGAGCUCAUCUGGUUCUGGUUCUGAUACACAAAGCUCGGCCGUAUCCUUGAAAUUUGUAAGAGAAGAAGCCAGUUUAAUUGAGAAAUUUUUCAAGGUAGAUCUCGUUGGUUUUCUUAGUGCAGAUCCGCUGGUUGCCUCCAGCCAGAUUGGAGAAGAAGCUGGUCUUAUCUGGACAAAUUUGUUGACCAAUCAAGAAUAUCGUACAGUGACGUCUUUAAUCCGCCUCUUGCAUGAUCGGUUACUUUCGGUUCAUUUUAAGUCAAGAUAUCCAAUUCUUGUUUACCACAAUUUCAUUAGUUGCAUUCUAAAUGAUUUACUCAAGCAUAUCUACUCAAAACAACAAUUACAACAACAAAUACAACUGCAGAGCAGUUUUGGUAAUUGGUGGGUGUUUAAUUCGUUUGUGGAGGAAUACAUCGGUCUUAUGGGAGAAAUUGUGGGGUUGUUUCAAUCUAUUUAAAAAGUUCUAGCAACUUCUACAUGGUGCAACAAAGAAUUUUGCUGUACCCUGAAUAUUUUUUUUUUUACGGUUUUCCCUCGUUUAAUUUGUUUUAUAUAUAUAUACCCAUUUUGCACUCUUAAAGUGCUUCCCAUUUAAUCAAGAACAAUCUUGCCUUAGUGUAACUAGGGUAAUUGCACAAUUUAAUACAAUACUUAUCAUUUUUGCCC
Molecule: messenger RNA, 3718 nt
Organism: [Candida] anglica
Lineage: Eukaryota; Fungi; Ascomycota; Pichiomycetes; Serinales; Debaryomycetaceae
Source: the annotation of a GenBank genome assembly